Messenger RNA from Hemisphaericaspora subhashii, 2427 nucleotides. RefSeq lists its product as uncharacterized. Gene Ontology annotation, biological process: post-transcriptional regulation of gene expression. Gene Ontology annotation, cellular component: cytoplasm. NCBI's taxonomy places the organism in Eukaryota, Fungi, Ascomycota, Pichiomycetes, Serinales, Debaryomycetaceae. Gene Ontology annotation, molecular function: mRNA binding. The coding region runs from base 1 to 2427 and encodes 808 amino acids. The record is from RefSeq and is a predicted model, not a curated record. The transcript has a single exon.
AUGUCCACAAAUUCACGUUCAGUUUCAUUAUCAACUUCAGUUGAUGAUACUCCAUUGGCCAAGUUUUCAGGUUCAAAAUCAGGUUUAAGAUCUGCAUCUAUAAGUUCUAGUUUCUUCCACAGAGACGCUAUCUUUGGUGAUGUCGCAAAUACUUCAACUUCAAGUGAUGACGCUAUCAAUACCUCUGCUACAAUUAGAGCUACUACAACUACAAACCAACAAGAAGAAGAUCCAGUUGAAACAACUUCCACUCCAGUUCUUGCAUCUACUGCAGAAAUUGAUAUAGUUGGCGCUAUUGGAAAUCUUGAUUUAGAUGAUGAUUUCCGUUUACCUGAAGAUCCAUCAAAAUCUUCUACACCAUUUCAACAACAAUCACAAGCACAAGCACAAAAUCAACAACCAUUUUUUGGUCUGUUUUAUUAUCCUCAACAAGGUUCAUUAACUCCACAACCUUCAUUGGCUAUGAAUAAAGCACCAGGAACAUUAGCUUCAAACAUUACCCCAUCGACAAAUACUUGGAAUAGUAAUAUUGUCCCAAGUUCUGCUCCUCCAUUGGCUUAUGGUAAAGAAAAUGAAUUACCUAUGUUUGUUAAACCAUUUGAAUUACCUGAAACCAAAGAAGAUGCCAAGAAUAAACAAAGUAGUGGAUUGAAAUUACCUUUUGGUACCUCUACAUCAGGUAGUGGAACCAAUACUAGUACCACCACUUUAGAUAACAUGUUGGAUGGGAAAUUUUCAAUCCCACCAACUUCAACAUCCCCACCAAAUGAUAAGGAUGGUUCAGAACCCAACAACAUUGUUCAAGACAAGAAUUUAGUCUCUGGAUUUAUUCCUCAAGGUUUCAAUGCUCCAAUUCCAAUGCCACCACCACCAUUACAUGGCCCAAUUCCAGAACAUUUCCACGCUGGUCCACAUCCACACCCACCACAUCUUGGACCAUUCCCACCACCACCAGUUUACCCUCCAUCAGUUCAUACUCCUGAUUUCCAACAAUUUGAUUCGGUUGGUAUGCCCCAAUUAUCCAAUAUGAUGCCAGGACCAGGUCCACUUCAUCCACCACCACCACAUGGUCAUCCUCAUGGACCUCCUCCACCUAAUGGAUCCAAUGUAUGGAAUCCACAAAUUAUGACGCCACCACCUAUGCCAGGCACGAUGAGAAAUAAUUUCAUGGACAAUAGAAUCAUGCCCCAACAUAUGAUGAUGAAUAAUAAUGGAGGAAUGAAUGGUGGUCGUUUUGGAAAUGGUGGAAAUGGGAACAACAAUCGCGGUCAUCAUCACCAUCAUCAUCGUAAUAAUGGAAAUGGAUUCAUGCAUGAUAAUAAUAAUGGUAUGAAUAUUCAUCGUAAGAUGCAUAAUAAUAAUAAUGGAGGACCAGGUGGAAAACCACGUAGAGGAGAUGAUGCUGCCAAAUAUGCCAAUGCCAAAUUGGAAGAUUUUACUGGAGAGAUUUAUAGUCUUUGUAAAGAUCAACAUGGCUGUCGAUUCUUACAACGUCAAUUAGAUUUAAGUCAACAAGAAGGAGCAGGAAAGGAUGACAAUACUGUUGGUGGAAGUAAUGAAAUUGCUGCCACUUUGAUAUUUAAUGAGAUUUAUUUCAAGAUUGUUGAAUUGAUGACUGAUCCAUUUGGGAAUUAUUUAAUUCAGAAAUUAUUUGAAAAUGUUACCAAUGAUCAACGCACUAUAUUAGUCAAGAAUGCUGCUCCUGAAUUCAUUAGAAUUGCUUUAGAUCCUCAUGGAACUCGUGCAUUACAAAAAUUAGUUGAAUGUAUUUCCACCCCUGAGGAAUCGAAAUUGAUUAUUGAUUCAUUAUCACCUCAUAUUGUUUCCUUAUCUCGUGAUUUGAAUGGGAAUCAUGUUGUUCAGAAAUGUUUACAGAAAUUAAAACCGGAAGAAAAUCAAUUUAUUUUCGAUGCUGCUGCUUUGAAUUGUAAUGAAAUUGCCACGCAUAGACAUGGAUGUUGUGUAUUACAAAGAUGUUUAGAUCAUGGUAGUUUACCCCAGAGGAGACAAUUGAGUUUGAAGGUGGCUGAGAAUGCGACAAAUCUUUCCCUUGAUCCGUUUGGGAAUUAUGUUGUUCAAUAUGUCUUAAGUCGUGGUGAUGAACAAAGUAUUCAAAUUAUUUUGAAUCAUAUUAAGAGUAAUAUCAUUAGUUUAUCAUUACAUAAAUUUGGAUCAAAUGUUAUUGAAAAAUCAUUAAGAAUUAAUAAAUUAACUGAUGAAUUGAUUGAUGUCUUAUUGGCAAAUUCGGAAAGAUUUGAUAUUUUAUUAAAUGAUGCAUUUGGGAAUUAUGUCUUGCAAACUAGUUUAGAUGUUGCUAAUCCAAAAGAUUUAUCUAGGUUGUCACAAGCUUUGAUGCCAUUGUUACCAAAUAUUAAGAAUACUCCUCAUGGUAGAAGAAUCAUGAGUAAGAUUCAGACAAUUGCUUGA